Messenger RNA from Moneuplotes crassus, 1883 nucleotides. The record is from the annotation of a GenBank genome assembly. NCBI's taxonomy places the organism in Eukaryota, Ciliophora, Spirotrichea, Euplotida, Euplotidae.
UUUGAAAUUUUAAUGUCCAUUUUAAGUAAACUUUCUGAUGCUAUUUUGAUUAGGAUUAGAAUCUUCAGAAUCAUCAACAUUAGUAACUCUUCCUUCUGAUUCAUCUUCAUAUCUUUUGAUUGAUAAAAUUUAAGAAUUUCCCUGUCUUUCUAAAACUUUCUUGGAUUUUCUUAUUCUAUCUGGGAUAUCAUCUAAAUCAUGGUCCAUCUCAAUUUCAAUUACCCUAUCAUGAGUCUGAUUAAGUAACUUCUCUUUGGAUUUUUCUAAAGCAUUGAUCUAGCUCAUCAAGUAGCUCUCUUUCAGCUUUCUUGUCUUCUUUGAAAUGCCUCCUCGGCUUCUUCUUUAUACCUCCACAUCUCACUAAGUAUUCUUUCUCAAGUUUCAUGAAGGGAGUCUCAAUUGAGUAACAACCAGGCUCACAGCAAAUGAAGAUAUCAUCCAUCACAAAAAUCUGAUGAUUCCAAAAUUUAUUGUGAUGUACUCUCCUCUCACUAUAUUUAAAGCACUAAAGAGCAUGAUAGUAGGAUGAGCCAUGUAAGCUCCGAAGGUAAGUCUUGCUAAAGGAGUGAAAAUGUCAAAAGUUAAGAUUCCUGUCUGAAGAGAAAAGUGUAUUAUGAGGACAGGAAGUAGAACAAGGUUCAUUCAUAUAAUAAAGAGACCCUUGAAAAUGUGAGGAAUGUGAUGUUGAACCCCUUGCUGAAGCUUUCGGGAUAAUUGCUGAUCCAAUAGAAGAUGAAGAUCAUAUUUCAGAAUAACAAACUUCCAAAAAUAUACAUUAUGAAUCGAGGUAUUCUACUCUGGUCUGCUUUAUCCAUAACUCUCUUUCAUAAAUUGUUUUUAGGGUGGUCAUUCUUGAAGAAGUACAAAAGCACUGCAGCCAUAACUUUAAUGAAGAAGGGAGAGAUUCUUGACCAAGGUAUUUUGUAUUAAGAUCUAUUGUAGUCAGCUGUGGCUUUAAAAUAGCUUAGCCCCAUAUCUCCUUUCCAUACAAUUUUAAGAGUAGCAACAAAUGACUCUGUCUGAAGUAAAGAGAUAAUCACAAAUCCAAUCAUUCUGCUUUUGUAGAGGAUCCAAAAGAGAGAAGGAAUGAGGAGAAAGAACUGCUUAUCAUUAGGUAACACCGCUACCAACCCAUGCAGCAAUUUGAAUAAUACUUAAAAAAAUUAUUGAAGAAUAACAGAUAAAUCCACCAAGCCCUUCUUCAGUGUACUGCUCCUGUAUUAUAAUAUUGAAAAAUAUAGGACCUGAUCCGACAGUAUUCGUGGCAAAUCAGGAAAAUAGAAGAGUUAUCACAUAAACAGGGACUAAUCUCAGAAUCUAUUGAGAUAUAUCAUCGGCCAAUUUUAUAUCCUUUCAUUACUUUUAUGAGUUGAGCCAAGAAGAAUUUUAGCACCCAAAAAUCUGGAUAACCAAAAGAAAAUAUCAGCUAAAUAUGACCAGGAAGAAAUUUGAUUAAAUGUAAAGCUUUUCAUAAACUGGAUAGGAGGCAUAGGGUUGUGAAGAGCAGUCUGCAUUGCAUAAUAGUAAGUAUGCCCAAGUUUUACCCAUGUCAUACUAAGUACUCUUAUCCCAUUUUCAAUUUCAAAGUUCUUGUCUCCGCCUUUACUUCUUUAAAAAAUUGCUUGCAUUCUCUAAUAAAUAGAAUGAACAAAAGCAUUUUUGAAGGCAAUUUUUGGCUGUACUUCUGGCUCAGAGACUUCUGUUUUCUUUCUAGCUUCCUUUUUGGACCUUCCGAUUAUUUUAUUGACCGUUGAAACUGCAACACUUAGAACCAAAAGAUAAUGAUGAAAAUUGUGAUACAAUGUCCAGCUCUAAGAGUCUGAACUUUUGCAUUUCUCUUUGCUGAGUAAAGAAGUCUAAUCUAUUAUCAGUUAAUUCCUUUU